This is a messenger RNA of Rangifer tarandus platyrhynchus (Svalbard reindeer), 519 nucleotides long. The record is from the annotation of a GenBank genome assembly. Lineage: Eukaryota; Metazoa; Chordata; Mammalia; Artiodactyla; Cervidae.
AUGGAAGGGAACACUAGGGCAUUGACUAUUGUUUAUCUCUCUAGCAGCAUAAGAAAGCGCUCCCCACACACACAUUGGUUCUCCCUGGAGGCCCCGGCCUGUGACCUUGUAACAUCAUCGGGGGGCCUGACCAGGCAAAGAGGCGGAGCGCGCUGGGCGGGCGGUGGUGCGCUCUCUGCUCCUCCCUGCCUGGGAGGAGCAGCUGAUUCCGAACCCCACUCGGUGCUGAGCAGAGCUGCAGGCCCAGGGCUUCCAGAACUUCCCAUUUUUCACAAGAUGCUCCAUGUCACCGUUUUUAAAUGUCAGAUUAUACUUUUAAUGCUGUGUCAGUCCAAACACACCUGUGAAGCAAAGCAGUCCACAGGCUACCACUUUGUGACCUUGGCCACCACUCAUUCUCAUCAUCUAUUGCUUUUACCGUCAAGUGUGAAACCUAAAAGUGGGUACCUCAUUAAACUUGCCAGGGAACUGUAUAUAUAUUUGGUUAAAUAUCCGGUGUUUCUCUGUGAGGUUUCUUGA